CGUAUGGGCGGAGCUAUUUUUCAGACUAUAAAUAUUUCCGGCUGUUCACGGUCGUCAACAAAGUCCCACGUCGUCGACUGGAUAUUCAGUAGAGCGCGCGACAUCUCCCUCAAGUCUUUAAAAUGGCUCGUACCAAGCAGACCGCCCGUAAAUCCACCGGAGGAAAAGCUCCCAGGAAGCAGCUGGCCACCAAAGCUGCCCGCAAGAGCGCGCCAUCUACCGGCGGCGUGAAGAAGCCCCACAGAUACAGGCCUGGAACUGUCGCCCUGCGUGAGAUCCGUCGUUACCAGAAGUCCACCGAGCUGCUGAUCAGGAAGCUGCCCUUCCAGCGCCUGGUCAGGGAAAUUGCGCAGGAUUUCAAAACUGAUCUGCGAUUCCAGAGCGCUGCCAUCGGAGCUCUGCAGGAGGCCAGCGAAGCGUACCUGGUCGGCCUGUUUGAGGACACCAACUUGUGUGCCAUCCACGCAAAGAGGGUCACCAUCAUGCCGAAAGACAUCCAGCUGGCCAGACGAAUUAGAGGAGAGCGUGCUUAAAUUCUCCCCCCACAAAUGUUUUAAAUGUACAUUUCUUUUUUUUUUUAGUACACUCUUUACCAUUCCCAUCUGUAUCAUCAUCUUUUCAAAAUCUUUUAUUCAGUUUUGUCAUUUUUGACUUUGUAAAUAAACUUUCCUCUACCUCAAA
Messenger RNA from Synchiropus splendidus (mandarinfish), 681 nucleotides. RefSeq names its product H3 histone, family 3D (gene h3f3d). The record is from RefSeq and is a predicted model, not a curated record. The transcript is spliced from 4 exons. Gene Ontology annotation, cellular component: nucleosome. Lineage: Eukaryota; Metazoa; Chordata; Actinopteri; Syngnathiformes; Callionymidae. The coding region runs from base 123 to 533 and encodes 136 amino acids. Gene Ontology annotation, molecular function: structural constituent of chromatin; protein heterodimerization activity; DNA binding.